CAUUACCUAUAGCUGGCGCCCUAUCAUCAGUCUUUUUUCCGUGUGGCACGCUCUCAAGCUCAUUACAAAAAUGGCAGAAGAUUGGUCAAGUGAAAUUGCUGGAAGCACACCAGCUCCAGUGGCUGCUGAGAUGCCAGAGAUCAAGCUGUUUGGCCAAUGGAGCUGUGAUGAAGUCCAAGUCAGUGACAUCAGCUUGACUGACUACAUCCCAGUGAAGGAAAAGUAUGCCAAGUACCUCCCCCACAGCUCUGGUCGCUACCAGGUCAAGAGGUUCCGCAAGGCCCAGUGUCCCAUCGUAGAGCGCAUCACCAACUCCAUGAUGAUGCAUGGCAGGAACAAUGGCAAGAAGCUGCUCACCAUGAGAAUCAUCAAGCAUGCCUUUGAGAUCAUCCACCUGCUCACUGGAGAGAACCCACUGCAGGUUCUUGUGAAUGCCAUCAUCAACAGUGGACCUCGUGAGGACUCUACCCGUAUCGGUAGGGCUGGUACUGUCCGUCGUCAGGCUGUUGAUGUCUCUCCACUCAGGAGAGUCAACCAGGCUAUCUGGCUGCUCUGCACCGGAGCUCGUGAGGCAGCCUUUAGGAACAUCAAGACCAUCGCUGAGUGCUUGGCUGAUGAACUCAUCAAUGCUGCCAAGGGAUCGUCCAACUCGUACGCCAUCAAGAAGAAGGAUGAACUGGAGCGUGUUGCCAAGUCCAACCGUUAAGAGGGAACUUGAUCAUUGCUGUGGACUGGUUCAGCAUCAAGAGAUGCACAUUACAUCUAAUUAGAGUAUCUCAUACAUUGUACAUGUCAAUUAAAUAAAUCAGUCAUAAAAAAAUGCA
Messenger RNA from Lytechinus pictus (painted urchin), 824 nucleotides. Its product is annotated as small ribosomal subunit protein uS7. NCBI's taxonomy places the organism in Eukaryota, Metazoa, Echinodermata, Echinoidea, Temnopleuroida, Toxopneustidae. Gene Ontology annotation, biological process: translation; ribosomal small subunit assembly. Gene Ontology annotation, cellular component: cytosolic small ribosomal subunit; ribosome. The record is from RefSeq and is a predicted model, not a curated record. Gene Ontology annotation, molecular function: mRNA binding; rRNA binding; structural constituent of ribosome. The transcript is spliced from 6 exons. Bases 71 to 706 code for a protein of 211 amino acids.